ACUUUAGGAUGGUGAAGAAAUCUCUCAACGGCGGGGUUUACCCAACUCAAGCCGGGGAGAAGAAGCACAAAGUCGGUUUUGUCGGAUUGGACCCCGGGGCUCCUGAAUCCAGCAGGGACGGGGCGCUACUCAUUGCGGGCUCGGACAGCACCAAGCGGAACAGCAUCCUCUGCAGACCGAGGUCCAGCAUCUCCGCCGGGAGACCCCGACCAUCGAAGAAAAAUGCCAGCUAUCGGAAACUACAGAGUUUCCUCUACAAUGCGCUGGAGAGACCGCGGGGAUGGGCGUUCAUCUACCACGCUUAUGUAUUAGAGUUGUAUUGCGGCAGCGGUGUGGUUCAGCACCGCGGUAUGUGGACAGCUCCGCGCAGCGUCAACAUCAUGGUGCUGAUCGCCUCAGUAUCAGUGCUGGCGGCCGGUUCUCAGGGCAAUGUGUUCGCCACCUCGGCCAUCAGGAGUUUGAGAUUCCUGCAGAUCCUGCGCAUGCUGCGUAUGGACCGCCGGGGGGGCACCUGGAAGCUGCUGGGAUCUGUAGUUUACGCCCACAGCAAG
Molecule: messenger RNA, 551 nt
Organism: Notothenia coriiceps (black rockcod)
Lineage: Eukaryota; Metazoa; Chordata; Actinopteri; Perciformes; Nototheniidae
Product: potassium voltage-gated channel subfamily KQT member 2-like
Exons: 3
Biological process (GO): potassium ion transmembrane transport
Cellular component (GO): membrane; voltage-gated potassium channel complex
Molecular function (GO): voltage-gated potassium channel activity
Source: RefSeq, a predicted model, not a curated record